CUGAUUUGGCAGUGGUUAGGACAGUACUGCCUUAUAUGUCGGUGGUUGAGGGCGGUUCGACUCUCCUCUCUGCCCACAACACCCUCUGUUGCUGAUACACGAUGUUCGAUCGAUUUAAGUUUUCUAAAAGAGGACACUCUCCUGCGCCUCCCGGUGGCCCAUCGCGACCCUCGACCUCUGUUCGCGACCUCCAGAUCACUACUGCUCCAACUGAAAGUGAUGCAACAACUAGCACAGAUCGCGGCGGAUCUGAUAGACCCCGUCUUAAGUCUCUUACUACUACUAGCGAUAGUUCUCGAGGCCGGGGGCAGCGGUGGUCUGUUCGGCACACUAUAGCCAAGUUGUUGAGCAGAAGUCCCAGUCCCAAUCCCACUCAUGUCGACCAAUCGAAAUCCUCCAAUCCCAGACAAUCUGAUCCAUCUAUGCCUGAUCCUCCAUCCCCUAUUCUAUCGCCAUUUCCCGUUCUCCCUGAGGGGGCCAUUGAUAUCAGCGAGCGCAUCAUCCACGGCAACACUGAGACUCCCCACCCACCACCAGGACGCACGGGCAUGAACUUAGACACCCCAUCGUCAAUAGAUCGAACACCAUCAUCUUCGGCCGUCCCUGCUGGUGACGGAAAGAAAACAAUCAUCGCCACCACAAGGCUCGUCCUCCAGACUGCGGCCUCUGCUCUUAAGUUCGUCCCCAUUGCGAAUCUUGACCAGAUACCAAAUAUACUCCUAUCGUGGCUCCAAGUUUAUGAGACCAUCGACAACAAUGACGAAAAUCUCAAAGGAUUAGAUGAUGAAGUCCGAGACGCUCAUGAAACGAUCUUUAGGCCUCUCCAGUUGUGGACUGGCAAAGUUCCUCCCGAAAUAGUGCUCUAGAACAACAAUUAAAGCAAAUUGAGGCACUCAAACGUCAAAAGCUUGCCAAGAGGGUAAUUUUAGCGACUGAGAUAACCCAGGAAAUAAGCAAUGUGAAGUCCUGUAUCCAUGAUGCUGUCUCUCGCUUUACGACCGCUGCGACGACUUUGAAUCUCCUCCACACAAUUCAGUCAUCGGUGGA
Messenger RNA from Cantharellus anzutake, 1047 nucleotides. RefSeq lists its product as uncharacterized. Lineage: Eukaryota; Fungi; Basidiomycota; Agaricomycetes; Cantharellales; Hydnaceae. The transcript has 4 exons. Bases 102 to 866 code for a protein of 254 amino acids. The record is from RefSeq and is a predicted model, not a curated record.